GAUUGACAGGAGCGCACACGUGACUCGUGACGCCUGUGACACGACGUGACACAUUACGUCAAAGAGUGGUAGUGGAAAAAGAAAAUCAAAACAGAUAAAACAAUUUUAACAAUUCCAUAUUUGCUGCUUUUGCUUUCAUAUUAUUGUGAAAUAUAAAUCCGUACAGUGACAGAGUGAAACUUCGGGAAGUAUUACUUGUUGAGUGAAGUAGGAACCAAGAUUAAAAAAUGAAGACAAGAUUUAAUACAUACGAUAUAGUAUGUGUGGUAGCAGAGCUCCAAAAAUUGGUUGGUAUGCGGGUAAACAAUAUUUAUGAUAUCGACAGCAAAACCUAUCUGAUCAGGCUCCAACGCAGUGAAGAAAAGCAAGUACUUAUGCUAGAAUCUGGUAACCGUAUUCAUACCACCAACUUUGAAUGGCCAAAAAAUGUGGCACCAUCUGGAUUUAGCAUGAAGAUGCGAAAACACUUGAAAAAUAAACGCCUUGAGCACUUAAGGCAACUAGGCACAGACAGGAUUGUUGAUCUCCAGUUUGGUAGUGGUGAAGCAGCAUAUCAUAUAAUAUUGGAGCUUUAUGAUAGAGGAAACAUCAUCCUGACUGAUUAUGAAUUUACAAUUUCCAACAUAUUGAGACCACACACUGAGGGUGACAAAGUGAAAUUCGUAGUCAGAGAGAAAUAUCCUCAAGAUCGCGCAAGGGAGACCACUGCCGUCACCAAAGAAGCUAUGCUAGAAAUAUUGCACAAAGCCAAGUCUGGUGAUCCAUUGAAGAAGGUGUUAGUACCUAAUUUAGAAUAUGGUCCACCUCUUAUCGAACAUGUACUCGUAAAACAUGGAUUUACUAAUGCUACUAAAAUUGGUAAAACAUUCAAUAUUAUGGAAGAUAUUGAUAGACUUAUGGAAGCUUUGCAAGAGGCUGAGGAUAUUCUUCAAGCUGCAAAAAAGGAACACUCAAAGGGUUAUAUUAUUCAAAAGAAGGAAGAACGUCCUGUUACAGAUACCAAUAAGGAAACAGAGUUUUACUCAAAUCAAGAAUUCCAUCCAAUGCUGUUUCAGCAACAUGCUUCCCUACCUCACAAAGAGUAUGAAACAUUUAAUGAAGCUGUUGAUGAAUUCUUUUCAUCACUAGAGAGUCAAAAGAUUGAACUGAAAGCUGUUCAGCAAGAGAGGGAUGCAAUGAAGAAGCUAGAGAAUGUUAGGAAGGAUCAUGACCAACGUUUAGUAGCUCUGGAAAAAACACAAAAUGUAGACAAACAAAAAGCUGAGCUUAUUACCAGAAACCAGGAGUUGGUUGACAGCGCAAUAUUGGCUAUACAGACUAUCUUAGCCAAUCAGGUACCCUGGGACAAUAUCAUAGAAAUGGUAAAAGAAGCUGCCUCAAAAGGAGACCCUGUAGCACAAAAGAUAAAGGAGUUGAAACUUGAGAUAAACCAUAUUAGUUUAUAUUUAACAGAUCCAUAUGAAGAACCUGACAGUGGAGGUGAAUCAGAUGAUAGUGAUAGUGAUAAGUUGCCGCCGAUGACAGUUGAUAUUGAUUUGGCACUUACUGCAUUUGCUAAUGCUAGAAAGUACUAUGAUAAGAAAAGGUUUGCAGCAAAGAAGCAACAAAAAACGUUGGAAUCGCAAUCUAAAGCCUUGAAAAAUGCUGAAAAGAAAACAAAACAGACUCUGAAAGAGGUGCAGACCAUAACAAACAUUAACAAAGCCAGAAAGACGUAUUGGUUUGAAAAGUUUUUCUGGUUCAUCAGUUCCGAGAAUUACCUCGUUAUUGCAGGUAGAGACCAGCAACAAAACGAAUUAAUAGUAAAGAGAUACAUGAAACCAAAUGACGUGUAUGUCCAUGCUGAUAUCCAUGGAGCCAGUAGCGUGGUUAUAAAGAACCCAAGUGGUCAGCCUGUACCUCCAAAGACGCUGAAUGAAGCUGGAACUAUGGCCAUCUGUUACAGUGUAGCUUGGGAUGCAAAAGUGGUGACAAACGCAUACUGGGUGUGGGGUAACCAAGUGACGAAAACCGCACCCACUGGAGAGUACCUAUCAACAGGUAGUUUCAUGAUCCGAGGAAAGAAAAACUUUCUUCCUCCAUCCCAUUUGAUAUUGGGACUAGGGUUUCUCUUCCGUUUGGAAGAUGGCUGCGUUGAAAGGCAUUUGGGAGAAAGAAAGGUGUUAACUCAAAAUGAAGAAGAUGCUCUAGGUAUUGAGGCUAGUGAACAGAGCAAGGAUGAGGUCGAGGUGGAGAUAUUGGAUGAGAGUGAUGAAGAGGAAACCAAAGAAGAGACAACAGUGACAGAUGCUGCUGAUAAAGAAAAUUCAGCAGGUAAGCCCGAAAAGGAGGAAAAUAUUCAAGAAGAUGUAACAGAGGAGUCUAAAGAUCAUCCAGAAAAAUCCAGUGAUGAUGAUGAUGAGGAGGAUGCAAAAUUUCCUGACACUCAAAUAAAAAUUCAGCACUUUGCUGGCACAAAGAUUAACAUCUUAACGGAGCCUUCAAAUAUUGGGAAUAAAUUGAAAGAUGAAGAUAUCGACAAUGUAAUUUACUUAGGAGACGACAAGCCUAUUAUUGUAACUUCAAAGGGCUCUAAAAGUAGAGGAAAUAGCGAAUCUAAAAAUAAAAAACCUAAGGACCAGGAUAAAAAAGUUGAGUUUAAAGAAUCCAAACAGCAACAGAUUCAACAGAAAAGAGGCCAAAAAAGCAAACUGAAGAAGAUCAAAGAAAAGUAUAAAGAUCAAGAUGACGAAGAGAGGAAAUUGAGGAUGGAUAUCUUACAGUCUUCCGGUUCGUCCAAAGACAACAAAAAGAAUAAGAAAAACAAAGACGGUUCCUCUGACGUGAAAAGGAAACAAGAACCCAGGCAACCAAGGCCUGUGGUUCCCAAGGAGCCAGGUGAAGAAGGGGAUGAUGAGGAACCUACCGUUCAAGCUGACGUUGAUAUGAUUGAUUCUUUGACUGGUAUUCCUGUUACUGAAGAUGAGUUGUUGUUUGCGGUGCCUGUAGUUGCUCCAUACAAUACACUAUCUAAUUACAAAUUCAAGGUAAAGUUGACGCCAGGUACAGGGAAGCGAGGUAAAGCUGCUAAAACAGCUGUGGCGAUGUUCCUUAAAGAGCGUACAGUCACACCAAGGGAAAGAGACCUUCUAAAAGCUGUUAAGGAUGAGCAACUGGCUAGAAAUAUUCCUGGAAAGGUGAAACUGUCAGCACCUAGGCUACAAAACCUAAGAAAGUAGAUAAUUUACUUGGGGAAAUAUUAGCUGUGAAAAAUAAAGUGAUUAUUUCUAA
This is a messenger RNA of Acanthoscelides obtectus, 3270 nucleotides long. Lineage: Eukaryota; Metazoa; Arthropoda; Insecta; Coleoptera; Chrysomelidae. The record is from the annotation of a GenBank genome assembly.